Messenger RNA from Callorhinchus milii (elephant shark), 2560 nucleotides. RefSeq names its product cytochrome P450 26A1 (gene cyp26a1). The transcript is spliced from 7 exons. Bases 336 to 1820 code for a protein of 494 amino acids. Gene Ontology annotation, molecular function: oxidoreductase activity, acting on paired donors, with incorporation or reduction of molecular oxygen; monooxygenase activity; heme binding. The record is from RefSeq and is a predicted model, not a curated record. NCBI's taxonomy places the organism in Eukaryota, Metazoa, Chordata, Chondrichthyes, Chimaeriformes, Callorhinchidae. Gene Ontology annotation, biological process: sterol metabolic process.
GGGGUAAAAAAAACAUGCAGUUUGACCUCUUGGAAGGAUAGCUGCACUCUUGGCGAAUAAAAGGUUAAAGAUUUUUGCUCUGCGUCAUUGAAGUAGGUGGAGUCGGAGGGAUGGCACAAUCUACACAAUUAAAGAUGAACUUUGUGUGAACUAAUUUAACUGACCAAGGUAAGAGGGGGCUGAGACCUGGGAGCAGUUAUAAAGAGGCUUGAACCUGGAGAGUGAACAGUUUGGCAAUUCAUUGCUCUCACUCACCUCAUCCCGAGUGCAGCAAAAGAGCUUCAGAGAGACCGAGUGUGUCUUUAAAAGAAGUGGCGCUUCCACGUCUGUUUAACAUGGUUUUAUUUACACUGUUCGCUACUUUCCUGUGCACAUGUGUGUUGCCGUUGUUACUGUUCCUCGCUGCUGUGAAGCUGUGGGAGGUUUACUGUAUAAGCGGAAGGGACCCGAGCUGUAAAAGUCCCCUUCCUCCAGGGUCCAUGGGGUUGCCCUUCCUGGGAGAAACGCUUCAGCUGGUCCUGCAGAGAUACAAAUUCCUGAAGAUGAAAGUACAGAAAUAUGGCUACAUCUACAAGACUCAUCUUUUCGGGAGCCCCACGGUGCGAAUCAUGGGGGCUGAGAACGUCAAACAGAUUUUAUUGGGGGAACAUAAACUUGUCUCGGUGCAGUGGCCAGCCUCUGUGAGGACAAUCCUGGGGGCUGCCUGUCUGUCCAGCCUCCACGAUUCCGAGCACAAACACAGGAAAAGAGUCAUUUUGAAAGCCUUCUCUCGAGAAGCUCUGCAGAAUUACAUUCCGGUGAUGAGCGAGGAGAUCAGGGCUGGGGUCCGGGGAUGGCUGGAAGGAGCCCCCAGGGUGCUGGUUUACCCCGAGAUGAAGCGGAUCAUGUUCGGCAUCGCCAUGAGGAUCUUACUGGGCUUCGAGCCAGCACAGACCAACCGGGGAACGCAAGAGCAGCUGAUCGAAGCCUUCGAGGAAAUGAUUCGCAAUCUCUUCUCUCUGCCCAUCGACGUGCCCUUCAGCGGCCUGUACAGGGGGCUGAAGGCUCGGAAUGUAAUCCACGCAAAAAUCGAAGAAAACAUCAGGAAAAAGAUGGCAAAGCGGGACACCAGCGACCAGUUCAAAGAUGUUCUGCAGCUGCUGAUUGAGCACUCGCAAAAGGACGAUGAACCUCUGCGUUUGCAGGAGUUGAAGGAAUCUGCAACCGAGCUCCUGUUUGGGGGACACGAGACCACAGCGAGCACCGCCACCUCCUUAGUCAUGUUUCUGGGUUUGCAUCCCGAAGUCGUGCGGAAAGUCCGAAAGGAAUUGCAGGAGCAGGGAUUACUGUCCAGCGACGCUCAAGAGAACAAACACAUCACCAUUGAAGUCCUGGAACAGCUCAAGUACACUGGAAGCGUCAUCAAAGAAACGCUUCGACUGAGUCCCCCCGUCCCGGGAGGAUUCCGCGUGGCCCUAAAGACCUUCGUGUUAAAUGGAUAUCAAAUCCCGAAAGGCUGGAAUGUCAUCUACAGUAUCUGUGACACACAUGACAUAGCAGAAAUUUUCUCCAAAAAGGAUGAAUUUAACCCUGACCGCUUCAUGGAAGGUUGUCUGGAAAAGGAUUCUUCCAGAUUUGGUUAUAUCCCGUUCGGCGGAGGCUCUAGGAGCUGCGUGGGCAAAGAAUUUGCCAAAGUCCUUCUCAAGAUCUUCACAGUGGAGCUGGUGAGGACUUGCGAUUGGGAGCUUUUAAAUGGACCUCCGACAAUGAAGACUAGUCCCACUGUGUAUCCGGUGGACAAUCUGCCCACAAAAUUCACAGAGUUUUAUGACACAGUCUGAUCUUCCAGCAGACCUGCAGUCUCUCUAAACUUAAUGUAGCCUUAAGUGGUAUUGUAUUGUCCCUUUUCAAACUCUUGUAAUGUUCAACAUGAGGCAUUGUAAUGUUUUGGGAGGGUGAGCGAAGACUCCUUCAGCAAUCAGGUGGUUUUGGCUUCAAUUUCAUUAAAUAAUUGAUGCUAAAGCGCAUGUCCAAAGAAGGUGGCUCCAACGUUAGGUAUUUUAUAUAUAUAAAGAUGCUGUGAUCGGCUUCGGUUUUAUAAAAGGUUCCUGAUCCUUUCAGAUUUGGAUUCACCUUACUAGAUGCUUUACACUUGCACCUUUUUCAGUAUGAUGGUUUCAUGCCAAGGAUGGGAAGCAAGGAGAGGGAGAAGGUGAUGAAGAAAACCUGUCAGAAUAUAUUGUUUAAUAUUGUCACAUAUUCCUAAUUGUUGCACAGAUCAGUUUUUUAAUGAUCUGUAAAUAACCAGCUAUUUUAUACAAUUAACCUUUAGGUUUUUUGAAUCUCUUGAUUUAAAAAUAAUUUAAUACUUGUAGCUUGUAAUAGCUCGUAAUAGGACAGUUAAUUUAUGAUAAGUCUUGGACUGUAAAUUUUUUUGUAAAUUCAACAAGUACAGGCUGGGUGCGAAGCAUCUUCUGAGCACAAGGUCAUGCAUUGAGAGGAUUCAUAAUGUAUGAGUUCCUUAUAUCGUGAAUGUUUAUCAAUGAUAUAUAUAUAUAUAUAAUAAAUAUUUUCACUGGUA